This is a messenger RNA of Oxyura jamaicensis (ruddy duck), 6169 nucleotides long. It is a transcript of the gene USP19, whose product is annotated as ubiquitin specific peptidase 19. Gene Ontology annotation, molecular function: cysteine-type deubiquitinase activity. Bases 963 to 5264 code for a protein of 1433 amino acids. Gene Ontology annotation, biological process: protein deubiquitination. The record is from RefSeq and is a predicted model, not a curated record. The transcript is spliced from 26 exons. NCBI's taxonomy places the organism in Eukaryota, Metazoa, Chordata, Aves, Anseriformes, Anatidae.
GUCGGGCUCAGGGACGCCUUCCCGGCUCUCUGCUGCCUCCGUCUCCACGGGGACGUCUCCAGGAGGCCGCGGCAGCUCUCCUCUGUCCUGAACACCUGAAAUAGAGCGGCCGGGCGCUGGGUCCCGCAGCCCGCAGACCCUGCCGGGGGGGGCAAGCCCGGCCCUCUCGCCAGGCACGCCGAGCGCGGGUGUCUUGUUUCCAGCCGGGCCCUGCUGGCGCUGUCUGUAAACCCGCGGGGAGAUGAAUAUGCAAGGUGCCGCCGUGCUGGUGGGUGGAGGGAGGAGCUCGGGCCGUGCCAGGGAGGCUUGCUUUGCUCUGGCACGGGAGAGAGAGCGUCCCAGGCCUGCUGCUUCUCCCCCCGCUUCCUUCUUAGGGCGUUUCUCUCUCCCGUUGCCGGCCUCUCACGCGGGCACCGUCUGACCGAAAUAGCUGCUGACCUGCCCCGUGCCCUGAGCUGCAGGGCGGGCUGUCCCGGCUGACCCAGGGGACUGGCUUGUGCGGCUCAGGGGCUCCCCUGCGCCCCCCUGCUCCCCUGGGCGCUGUUGCUGGAGUUAGCCAUGAGCGUGACAAUUGCUUGCGAGGUUUGUAACACGUGCCACGUACAGAAGGCCGUGGGUUGUGUCCUGGGGGCUUUGACAAGCCCUCGCUUUGGCAGCAAGCGCUGCAGCAGCUGCGGUGAGGUGGGUGCCUGCGCCCAGCGGGGCUUUCCCUGCAGCUCACGCGAGGGCAUCGGCCCCGGAGGGCCCGGGGCAGGGAGCAGGUCCUGAUGUCGUUGGGCUUCCUCUGUCCGCUCCUCCUGCCACGCCUGUUCUCUCCUCUCUUUAGGCCACUAGUUCCUUGCCAGAGAGUUUGACCACAGAGAGUCGCCAAGAUAGCUGGGCCAGGAAGAAAACGUCGCACCCCUGACCCAGACUCCAUCACCGACCCCGGCGGGCCGUUUGUGUCCUCCAAACGGCUGAAGAUGUCCAGUAGCACCAAUGCCCCCGGCCAGAGGAGAGUGUCUCGGGGCUUGGACGAUGCCACCAACAAGAAGAAGCAGAAGGAUCGAGCCAACCAGGAGAGCAAGGAAGUGUCUCGCCCUGAGCCCGAGCAGGCUGAGACCCCCCAGGAGAGGGACUCGGAGGAGGAGCUGCUGCUGGACUGGAAGCAAAAUGCUGACGAGAUCAUUGUCAAGCUGAACUUGGGCAGCGGAGCUCUGAAGGUGGAGGACGUGGAUGCUGCUUUCACCGACACUGACUGCGUGGUCAAACUGCCAGAUGGGCGCCAGUGGAGCUGUCAGUUCUAUGAGGAGAUCGAGGGCUCCUGCAGCAAGGUCCAGUGCAAGAAGGGCAACUUCCUGCAGCUUGUGCUCCAGAAGAAGAUCCCGCUUCACACCUGGACUUCACUUCUGAGAAGGAAGGAUGGAUCCAAAGAGCUGGCCAAAGGAGCCAUGUGCUGGGAGAACGGGAAGGAGAAGGCUGCUGCUGCAGAGCUGGCCCCCGAAGAGCCCCGGGCUGAAAGCACAGAGCCACCGAGGACCCGGCGGGAGCCCUCCAACCCCAAGCGCGCUCAGGGAAGAAGCGAGGCCCUGGGAGGGAAAAGCCCAGCCAGCCCAGGGACGCAGAGUGGCCCCAGCGCCAAGCGGGCAGUUUACCUCAAAGUGGCUCCAACCGAAGAAGAGCCAAAUGCCAGAGUCACCGGCAGCGUGGAGCCCAGCAAGGGGCACGGCGGGAGGGCAGGCAGCCGUCGCAACGGCAGAGCCAGCCAGGGCGAUGCGCCCACGGCCCUGGCCGACCUCGCACCACCACUGGAGAAGGCUGUGGUUUUGGCCAAGGAGACCGUUCCCGUGGAGAUGCCACCUCUUGCAGCCACCACAGAGGUGUUCCCCCACCGUGUUGCCACCUGUGUGGAGAAGAGAGUCCUGCAGCCGAGCAGCCCCACUGAGGCCUCGCGGGGCCGGGACUGCGCGUCCGUCCUGGGGGAGAGCUCCAAGGCCAUCCCUGCAGCCACCCCUUCCCUGGGCAGAGACGGUGAGAAGAGGGACUGGUCCAAGGACGACGUGGCUCUGGAAGCAGCAGCUGAUGAGCCAGAGCCUUUUGUGAGCCUGACCUUUGUCAAGAAUGACUCGUAUGAGAAAGGCAAUGACCUGGUGGUGGUGCACGUCUACGUGAAAGAGAUUCACAAGGAGACUUCCAAGGUUUUGUUUCGGGAGCAAGACUUCACAUUGGUGUUCCAGACGAGCGAUGUAAACUUCCUUCGCCUCCACCCUGGUUGUGGGCCUCACACAGUGUUCCGGUGGCAGGUGAAGCUCAGGAACCUCAUUGAGCCGGACCAGUGCACGUACAACUUCACGGUGUCUCGCAUUGAUGUCUGCUUGAAGAAACGCCAGAGCCAGCGCUGGGGCGGGCUGGAGGCUCCGGCCACACGAGGUGCAGUGGGUGGUGCAAAGGUUGCCAUGCCUACAGGCCCUACCCCUCUGGAUAAGACACCCCCGGGCAGUAACCAGCACCCCCUGUCCAGCAAAGAGGAGGCCCGAGCCAGCGACAAAGAGAAGCCACGCGUCGAGGAUGGGGGUCUGGACGGUGUGGCAGCCCGUACAGCCCCAGAACACGUGGCAGUGAAGCAAGAGCCUCACAUCCCAUCGCCCAAGCCGACCUGCAUGGUGCCCCCGAUGACGCACAGCCCCGUGAGCACCGAGAGCGUGGAGGACGAAGAGGACGAGGACGAGAAGAAGAAGGUGUGCCUGCCCGGCUUCACGGGGCUGGUGAACCUGGGCAACACCUGCUUCAUGAACAGCGUCAUCCAGUCGCUGUCCAACACCCGCGAGCUGCGCGACUACUUCCACGAUCGGUCCUUCGAGUCGGAAAUCAACUACAACAACCCGCUGGGGACAGGGGGCCGCCUGGCCAUCGGCUUUGCCAUGCUGCUGCGAGCGCUGUGGAAGGGCACGCACCAUGCCUUCCAGCCCUCUAAACUGAAGGCGAUCGUGGCCAGCAAGGCCAGCCAGUUCACUGGCUACGCCCAGCACGAUGCUCAGGAGUUCAUGGCCUUCCUGCUCGAUGGCCUGCACGAGGAUCUCAACCGCAUCCAGAACAAGCCCUACACAGAGACCGUUGACUCGGAUGGGAGGCCCGAUGAGGUGGUAGCUGAGGAGGCUUGGCAGCGACACAAGAUGAGGAAUGACUCCUUCAUUGUGGACCUCUUCCAGGGCCAGUACAAAUCCAAGCUGGUGUGCCCAGUCUGUUCCAAGGUGUCCAUCACUUUCGACCCCUUCCUGUACCUCCCCGUGCCCCUCCCACAGAAGCAGAAGGUGCUGACCGUCUACUACUUUGCGAAGGAGCCGCACAAGAAACCUAUCAAGUUCCUCGUGAGUAUCAGCAAGGAGAACUCCAGUGCCAUGGAGGUGCUUGACUCGGUGGCCCACAGCGUGCGUGUGAAACCAGAGAACCUGCGCCUGGCAGAGGUGAUCAAGAAUCGCUUUCACCGCAUGUUCCUGCCGUCCCACUCGCUCGACACGGUCUCCCCCACGGACCUGCUGCUCUGCUUCGAGGUGCUGUCCCCAGAGCUGGCCAAGGAGCGCGUGGUGGAGCUGCAGGUCCAGCAGCGUCCGCAGGUACCCAGUGUCCCCGUCGCCAAGUGUGCGGCCUGCCAGAAGAAGCAGCUGUCAGAGGAAGAGAAGCUCAGGCGCUGCACGAGGUGCUAUCGAGUCGGUUACUGCAACGUGGCAUGCCAGAAGACACACUGGCCAGACCACAAGGCUUUGUGCCGCCCUGAGAACAUCGGUUUCCCCUUCCUCAUCAGCGUGCCGGAGUCCCGCCUCACCUACGCCCGCCUGGCCCAGCUGCUGGAGGGCUACGCAAGGUACUCGGUCAGCGUGUUCCAGCCUCCCUUCCAGCUGGGACGGAUGUCGCCAGAGCAGGGGCUGCAGCCGCUGCUCCCCGACAAGCUGGAGCCCCUGGCCAAGAGCAGCUGCACAGCCGCCACCUCUGCCCCCGAGCUGGGGGACGGGGACAGGGCGUCCGGCCUCCUGCAGGAGCCCCCGCUCUCGCCGGCCGUGCCCGAGCUGCAUCCAGAGCUGGGUGACAGCAGCACCGUCCGCAGCAAGGUCCUGGCAGCCAGGAGUUCCCUGCUGAGCUUGGAUUCUGGCUUCUCCGAGCACGUGGAGUCGCAGGGCGACAGCUGCUGCGAGAAGGAGCCGUCCUAUGAGAGAGCCCUCAAACCCGAAGCUGCCAUCCCCGGGUACCAGCACACUCCUGACUCGCUGAGCGCCCGAGCCACGCAGUUCUACAUCAACAAGAUCGAUGCCGCCAACAAAGAGUACAAGCUGGAAGAUAAAGGUGACGCCCCCCUGGAGCUGACAGACGACUGCUCCCUUGCCCUGGUGUGGAAGAACAACGAGCGCCUCAAGGAGUUUGUGCUGGUGGAGUCCAAGGAGCUGGAGUGCGUGGAAGACCCGGGCUCAGCCAGCGAAGCAGCGCGGGCUGGCCACUUCACCCUGGAGCAGUGCCUCAACCUCUUCACCAAGCCCGAAGUCCUGGCCCCGGAGGAAGCGUGGUACUGCCCCAAGUGCAAGCAGCACCGCGAGGCCUCCAAGCAGCUGAUGCUGUGGCGCCUGCCCAACGUCCUCAUCAUCCAGCUCAAGCGCUUCUCCUUCCGCAGCUUUAUUUGGCGGGACAAGAUCAACGACAUGGUGGACUUCCCCGUCCGGAGCCUGGACCUGAGCAAGUUCUGCAUCGGCCGGAAGGGCGAGCAGCAGCUGCCCGUGUAUGACCUGUAUGCCGUGAUCAACCACUACGGAGGCAUGAUCGGCGGGCACUACACGGCGUACGCCCGCCUGCCCAACGACAAGAACAGCCAGCGCAGCGACGUGGGCUGGCGGCUCUUCGACGACAGCACAGUCACCACCGUGGACGAGAGCCAGGUGGUAACCAGAUACGCCUACGUCCUCUUCUACCGACGGAGGAACUCUCCUGUGGAGAGACCCCUGCCAGGCCACCCCCCCGACCACCGAGCCGAGCGCACCCCCUCUGCCGAGGCUGCCGCCAGUCAGGCUUCUCUGAUCUGGCAGGAACUGGAGGCUGAAGAACAAGAGCUGCAGCUCGAGGCUCCCCAAAGGCCUGCAAGAAACUCCUGGAGGCCCCGUGGCCAGAAGAGGAGUCCGGGCACCCCCCAGCACCCAGACGAAGGCUGCGUCAGAUACUUCGUCCUGGCCACCACGGCCGCAAUCGUGGCUCUCUUCCUCAACGUGUUCUACCCGCUCAUUUACCAGACCCGCUGGAGAUAGGCACGGGCACGUAGCCAGCUGCAGGAGCAGGGCUGCCGGGGCACGCGCCGUGCCAGGAUGCCGUGCGACGAAGACGUCAGGCGGCAGGACAGAGCCCUCCGGGAAGGACUCGCCCGCUGAAGGCACGAUCGGGCCUCGCCGAGGGAAGCGUGGGGCCGUCGGCUCCUGCCUGUCUGCCCUGGCAUCUCCCGUGCCAGCUGGCACGGCCGCCCGGCUGGCCUGCAGCCAUGCCAAGGCACAGCCCGGAACCAGGAUCCCCUCAGCCCUCCCUCGCCCUGGCUGCCUGCUCGGAGCAGGGCUGGCCCCACGGGUACGUGCCGCUCAGGAAGGGACAGUGCCGCUGCCCUGGGGAACGUCGCCUGUCUGCGCUCAUCUCCUGGGAACAAGCAGUGCCCUGCCCCGAGGCUGCUGCGAGGACAGGAUGCCCUGACACGGUUGCUGGUCCAGCUGCGCGUGCUGCUGUGCUGCUUCAGGAGCCUCGUGUUCUCCAGAGCUGGCACGAGAUGUGUCCCCCGGGCCACAGUUGUCCCUUGUGCUGGGGCUGGAUGGGCUUGUCACCAAGGGCUUACGUACUUCCCUGCUCAACCGGAGAGAGCUCAGCAGCACCCAGGCAGCCCUAGGGGAGCCUGGCAGACUGCACUCAGGCACCCGUGGCAAGCAUGGACCUGCGGGGGCUGCACCUGCCUGCGUCUAGGGGAGGGCAGGUCUCUGCUGCGUGCACGGCCCGACGAGGGGCCGGGGGCAGCACCUCAGUUCUGAGGGGCCUGUGGUGUGGGAGAGGCGUGGGGUCGGGGCGAGCAGGUAGGACCCAGGCUGCAGGAGGGCGGCGUCUCGCGGCUGUGCUGGCAGCGUCGCUCUCCUGCGUGCUGCGGGGGGUGUUAAUAAAGGCAGGUUUUCCAAAGAGA